CUGUCUAGUCCCGUGGCGACCGCACCCGCCAGUGCUCCUGUGGGUGUCCCCCAUAUUGAUCAGAUGUUGCGACCUAUGGGUCAAUUGGAGGCCUUUGUCAACACCAUCUCUAUGAGCGCCAGUCUGGAAAGCUCUGGCGCCGAUGGCCUGGUAAUUGCGAGCGAAAGUUCUGCCUUCUGCCAGUCUGAAUCUUCCUCCUCCUCCACUGCCGCUGCUGCUGAGUCGGAUACACCUGGUGAGGCAGUGGCCGUCAUUCCGAUAUCAUCCACUGAGGAAACCCUUCCCGUGCAGCCCUCUUCAGAAGAAGUUGUGGAGAGCAAAGAAGACGAAGACGUUGUUCCUGAUGAGUCUCUCCAGGCAGCAGGAAGCUUAACUGCAGAGGAGGACAACAAAGAACUUUCAGAGGGUGGUGCCCUUUCGCGCGACCUUGAGGCCUGCGCAAGUCCUGCUAAAAGACCACGUCUCAUGUCUCCUUCCACCACCGUACAUGGACUUCCAUUGACUGAAUGCCAGGAUUCGGAGCCUGUUAUUCACACGGCGGUUCUCUACUGUCUUUUUAAAACCUCGCCCUUCCCCGUUGCACUCUCCGUACACCCAUCAGUUGUCGUGUUCUCAAAAUGCGUCCCUUCCUACUCUCUUUUCACUGGGCAUAUUGUGCGUAUCCUUGUUGUCCUAAGUCCCUCCUGGUCAUAA
This is a messenger RNA of Dibothriocephalus latus, 693 nucleotides long. The record is from the annotation of a GenBank genome assembly. Lineage: Eukaryota; Metazoa; Platyhelminthes; Cestoda; Diphyllobothriidea; Diphyllobothriidae.